AAGAUUUGAAACUUCGUAUUUCAUUGAGAGACAAUAAAAAUCAUUUGUUUGAUAAAUUUACGUCACUUAAAAAUAUUUCGACAAGCAGCAGCUAUGAUAUGGCUUCAUCUGAUCGCAGUAAUGAAACUGACACUGAAAUGACCUAUGAAGAAGAUAUGUUUGGGCCGUACAUGAAAAUGAUUUCCAAUAGUACGAAACUUCCAUUGUUCACAACGAACAUCACAAAGGUCGAAAUUGAAAACGAGUCUCGCAAGGGAAAGAUUCUCUGUAACGUGCUCAGUGUUGAGGACAACGACUACUGGUUCACACGAGAAGGGAAACGCAUAACGAAUAGAGAAAUAUAUCGUUACCAGAAGAAUAUAUAUCUGAGAAUAAAAAAGAUCACAUGGCUGACGCUAGGUGAAUACGUUUGCUGGGCAAGAAACAAGGCGGGAGAAGUGAGCAGAAUAAUAAACGUUGUUGUCGUGGACUCACGUGUAGACAAGAUCACUAAAGAUUUUGCACCCGUUUUUCUAUUUCCGCAUUUGAUAAAAAAGAAACACAAGUACUUUCCUGUUGGAAAACGGUUUUCAAUGAACUGUGAAGCUAAUGGACGACCUUCACCAAAGGUGCAAUGGUACAAAAACGGUCAACUUAUGUCGUAGAUGCCGGAUGGAAAAAACCCUCUAGCGAACGAUACACAAGUAUUAAUAUUUCACGAUGUAAA
This is a messenger RNA of Xenia sp. Carnegie-2017, 706 nucleotides long. Its product is annotated as fibroblast growth factor receptor 1-A-like. Lineage: Eukaryota; Metazoa; Cnidaria; Anthozoa; Malacalcyonacea; Xeniidae. The record is from RefSeq and is a predicted model, not a curated record. Gene Ontology annotation, biological process: homophilic cell-cell adhesion; synapse organization. Gene Ontology annotation, molecular function: axon guidance receptor activity. Gene Ontology annotation, cellular component: plasma membrane; neuronal cell body; axon. The transcript has 4 exons. Bases 99 to 644 code for a protein of 181 amino acids.